CUCAACGAGCCGUGCCAUCUUUAAGAACAUCUUGGUGUCAGCAUGCAGGUUGUACCAGAACAAGGAAGGAAAGCUCACAUUGUACGGUCUCGUUCGAGCCUUACAGCUUGCGAUGCGGAUAAGCUCGUCCCGGUCGGGCUUGUCCAGGCUCAUGGAGCUCGUCGACAUUGGGGAGGCGAACAUGGACGAGGAGCUGGCGUCAAAGAUCUUCGUGUGGGCGGCCGGACCGCGGUCUCGCACCAAGCCUGCAAAGAGGGCUGACAAGCGGUACGACGAGCGGCGUGCUGAUCUGCUGCAGGACUUCGUCACGUUUGGCGAAUUCGACAUUGACGAGUUUGCCCAGUUUCUUCUCGGCGAGCGGUAUCUUCGUGUGAUGCGGCAGCGAGCCAAGAACCACUGCGGCAACAACAGCGAAGCCCAGAUGGCGUACGAGAAGCAAGACAUCCCCACGCCGUCGGAACUUCAUGAGGCCAUUACCACAAUCCGCGGCCUGGACUUUGGCGCCAUGGUGGCGCCGUCGAUGGCGGCGGGAGCGCUGCCGGUGCCAGAGCCUGUGGCGACACCGUCGAUGGCGACGGGAGCGCUGCCAGUGCCAGUGCCUAUGGCGACACCGUCGAUGGCGGCGGGAGCGCUGCCGGUGCCAGUGCCUGUGGCGACGCGGUCGAUGGCGGCGGGAGCGCUGCCGGUGCCAGAGCCUGUGGCGACGCGGUCGAUGGCGGCGGGAGCGCUGCCAGUGCCAGUGCCUAUGGCGACGCGGUCGAUGGCGGCGCGCCCGAUGCCGGUGCCAGAGCCUGUGGCGACGCGGUCGAUGGCGGCGGGAGCGCUGCCAGUGCCAGUGCCUAUGGCGACGCGGUCGAUGGUGGCGCGCCCGAUACCGGUACCAGAGCCUGUGGCGACACGGUCGAUGGCGGCGGGUGUACUGCCAGUGCCAGUGCCGGUGGCGAAUCCGCAGUGGAUGCCCAUGCUGUCGCCAUCCCCUCCGACGUCGCCGCCUCCACCGCUGCUGAUCGAGAUUGGGAUAGAAGCAUCACGACCUUGCCACCAAGGCGAGUACUUGACCGAGUCACUUCGGGUAGAUGAGAACCAGGGCCAUGGGGAGCUCGACGAAGAGUCGUUGGCCGCCGACGACGACAUGGCGCUCUUCCCACAGCUCAUCAGCACGACGCCCAAGCGCCGCCGCGAGCUCGCUGCUACGGAAGACUACCAGCCCCGCCAGCGCCGCAAGCUCAACGCCAACGGCGGCGAGGCGGAUACUUCGUCGUAAGAGCAUCGUUUUCUCUAUGUCCAGCAGACAUCAAACUCACCAAGCC
Thecamonas trahens ATCC 50062 is the source of this 1310-nucleotide messenger RNA. RefSeq lists its product as uncharacterized. Bases 113 to 1264 code for a protein of 383 amino acids. The transcript has a single exon. Lineage: Eukaryota; Apusomonadida; Apusomonadidae. The record is from RefSeq and is a predicted model, not a curated record.